Acanthochromis polyacanthus (spiny chromis) is the source of this 2807-nucleotide messenger RNA. RefSeq names its product phosphoenolpyruvate carboxykinase 1 (soluble) (gene pck1). The coding region runs from base 225 to 2099 and encodes 624 amino acids. Gene Ontology annotation, molecular function: manganese ion binding; GTP binding; phosphoenolpyruvate carboxykinase (GTP) activity. The record is from RefSeq and is a predicted model, not a curated record. Gene Ontology annotation, biological process: propionate catabolic process; cellular response to insulin stimulus; cellular response to glucose stimulus. NCBI's taxonomy places the organism in Eukaryota, Metazoa, Chordata, Actinopteri, Pomacentridae. The transcript is spliced from 10 exons. Gene Ontology annotation, cellular component: cytosol; mitochondrion.
CGUGUGGGACAUCCCAGAGUAUAAAAUGAGCGACUCCUCUCCACAGCAGAUACAACAGUCCCAGGAGGAGAGUCGGUCCUCAGCUCUACCUGAAAGCAAGCAACAGAGAUACCUCAGCUGAUGAGGCCAAGCUAAAGGCUUCUGCUCCAAACAAACUACUGAAGACUUUUUUUGUCUUUUCUUUCUCUCUCGAUCAGCUCGCUCUCCCUCCAGACUCCUCCACUAUGCCUCCUCAGAUCCAGUCCCAGAACCAGAGUGGUCCCAGGGUCCUGCAGGGCGACAUCAGCGCCCUCAGCCCGGCCGUCAGGGAGUUUGUGGAGGCCAACGUGACACUGUGCCAGCCUGACUCCAUCCACAUUUGCGACGGCUCUGAUGAGGAGAACCGGGCUAUCCUGACCCAGCUGGAAGAGCAGGGGAUGAUCAAGAAGCUCACCAAAUAUGAGAACUGCUGGUUGGCCAGGACCGACCCAAGGGAUGUGGCUCGAGUGGAGAGCAAGACGGUGAUUGUCACCGAGGCCCAGAAGGACACGGUGCCCACACCGGUGGGAGGUGGAGUCAGCCAGCUGGGUCGCUGGAUGUUGCCGGAAGAGUUCGAGAAAGCCAUGACCCAACGCUUCCCCGGCUGCAUGAAAGGUCGUACCAUGUAUGUGAUCCCUUACAGCAUGGGUCCGGUGGGCUCCCCGCUCUCUAAGAUCGGGGUGGAGCUGACCGACUCCCCCUACGUUGUGGCCAGUAUGAGGGUGAUGACCCGUAUGGGGAAGUCUGUGCUGUCUGCGCUGGGAACCGGAGAGUUUGUCCGCUGUCUGCACUCCGUUGGUUGUCCUCUGCCCCUUAAAAAGCCCCUGGUGAAUAACUGGCCCUGCAACCCCGAGCAGACGUUGAUCGCCCACAUCCCAGACCGCAGACAAAUUGUCUCAUUCGGGAGUGGUUAUGGAGGAAAUUCCCUGCUGGGAAAGAAGUGCUUCGCCCUGCGAAUCGCCUCACGCAUUGCCAAGGAGGAGGGCUGGCUGGCCGAGCAUAUGCUGAUCCUCGGUGUCACCAACCCUGCUGGGGAGAAGAAGUACAUGGCAGCAGCCUUCCCCAGCGCCUGUGGGAAAACAAACCUGGCCAUGCUCUGCCCGACACUGCCUGGCUGGAAGGUCGAGUGUGUUGGAGACGACAUCGCCUGGAUGAAGUUUGAUAACCAAGGCAACCUCCGUGCCAUCAACCCCGAGAAUGGCUUUUUCGGUGUAGCACCUGGCACCUCGGCCAAAACCAACCCCAACGCCAUGGCGACCAUCGUCAAGAACACCGUCUUCACCAACGUUGCAGAGACCAGUGACGGUGGAGUUUACUGGGAGGGAAUGGAUCAGUCCCUGCCCGAGGGAGUCACCGUCACAUCCUGGAAGAACAAAGCCUGGAGCUCAGAGGAUGGUGAACCCUGUGCUCAUCCCAACUCUCGCUUCUGCACUCCGGCCGGACAGUGCCCUAUCAUCGACCCCCUGUGGGAAUCCCCAGAGGGAGUCCCAAUCGAGGCCAUCAUUUUCGGAGGGCGCAGGCCAGAAGGUGUGCCGCUGGUGUACGAAGCCUUCAACUGGCAGCACGGAGUGUUUGUUGGAGCAGCCAUGAGGUCCGAGGCCACUGCUGCAGCUGAACACAAAGGCAAAGUAAUCAUGCACGACCCCUUCGCCAUGCGGCCCUUCUUCGGCUACAACUUUGGCCAGUACCUCUCCCACUGGCUGAGCAUGGCCGAUCGGCCCGGCGCCAAACUCCCCAAGAUCUUCCACGUCAACUGGUUCCGUAAGAGCCCCACUGCUGGCUUUCUUUGGCCUGGUUUUGGCGACAACAUCCGCGUCUUGGACUGGAUGUUCAGGCGGUUGAACGGCGAGGCCGGCGCCAUGCCCUCCGCCGUGGGAUACCUGCCCUGCCACAACUCCCUGAACCUCCAGGGCCUGCAGGGCAAAGUGGACCUGGACGAGCUGUUCUCCUUGGACCAGGAGUUCUGGCAGCAGGAGGUGCAGGAUGUGAGGAAGUACUUCGCCACGCAGGUGAACGACGACCUGCCCAACGAGGUGGCCAGGCAGCUGGACCUCCUGCAGCAGAGGGUGAAGCAGAUGUAAAGAGGAAAGAGACAAGCGAGAGGGAAGAACCCCGUGUUAGUUAUUCUGAACGGCCAUGUUGGUAAUUCAUCUUAGUCUGAAAGUCUGUAAUUCUACACACUUUCUUAAAUAGUCCUAAGUAGAUUUCUGCCUUUGAGACUUUCUAAAAGAGGAACACUUCUCAUAAUUUUUUCCACUUUAUAUUUUCUUAAAUUGCUCUGUAGCUAGAAAUUCUGUCCUGUUUUCAGAUUGUUCUUUUGAAAAAGCCUUUGUUAAAAUAAUUUCCCAGGGAUGUUUAGAUGAAUUGUAUGAAUACUAGAAUUAACAAACAUUCCAUAUAACAAACAAGACUCAUGAUUCCACUCAAGACAGCUGAAUUCAGUAGGAAAUGUUUAAUUUCCAUCCGUCUUAAUGUUGUUGUAGCAGCACUAUUUAUAAAAUUGUUGUUCUGAUGUGUUGUCCUAUUGUACGUCUGAGGUCUACUAUUUAAUGAUAACUUAUUAUGAAUGCACAUCAUACUGUCAUUGCCAUAUAAAUUUACAUGGCACAAAAAGAAAGUUCAUGUCCAGUAUUGUGUUACCCUUCUAACAAAAGGAGAAAUGUUUGUGUUCUGUUCCUGUUGUUUUUUGACUUAAUUUAUUUUUAUACUAUGUUAGUAUCUCUUGGUUCUGUUUUAUUUUGAUCUUAUGCCCCAAAAGAGGGAAACAGCAAUAAAAGUAUUUAAACUUA